Messenger RNA from Aspergillus heteromorphus CBS 117.55, 1941 nucleotides. RefSeq names its product aldose epimerase family protein. The transcript is spliced from 2 exons. NCBI's taxonomy places the organism in Eukaryota, Fungi, Ascomycota, Eurotiomycetes, Eurotiales, Aspergillaceae. The record is from RefSeq and is a predicted model, not a curated record. Gene Ontology annotation, biological process: beta-D-galactose catabolic process via UDP-galactose, Leloir pathway; glucose metabolic process. Gene Ontology annotation, molecular function: carbohydrate binding; aldose 1-epimerase activity. The coding region runs from base 182 to 1546 and encodes 454 amino acids.
CGGGACUAGUGAAGCUCCCCACGCUUACUGGCAUCAGACCCCUGGCACGACCACCUCAAUUCCACCCUUGCUGCAUUCCUACCCCAGUUCUUGCGUCCCUGCGUCUUGGUUUCCCCGCCCUCUGGUCAGGCGCACCAUCAUGAGGUGAAUGCCAAACAAAAGUCUGGAGCAAAUAAAUAGUAUGGGGCGCUCCCCCAGAUCCGGUCAGGGACUUCCCCAGUUUCUCGGCUGCUUCCGUUCCCUGCUCCUCCCUGCCCGGAUCACACCGCGGGUCUUGUUCGUAUACUGCCUCAUCUUCCUUGCUACCAUCAUCUUCAUAGGCAUCAGGAUGCAUUUCAGAACCACUCUUUCUUCUGUCCUCUACGGGAUGCCCGCGCUGUCACAAAUCGCAUCUGUGUCGGCCGCGGCCACCGCAGACCCUUUCCGCCUCUACACCAUCAGCGCAGAAAACAUCACUGCCAAGCUCAUCCCAUAUGGGGCACGCUUGACCUCUCUGCUCGUGCCUGACCGCGACGGCAACCUACAGGAUGUUGUCGUAGGCUAUGAUGACCCCAAGCAGUACCUCAUCGACACCGAAACAAAUCACACUUACUUCGGUGCGGUUGUCGGUCGGUAUGCCAAUCGUAUUAAGAAUGGCACUUUCGAUAUUGGCACUUCUGUGUACCAUAUCCCUGAAAACGAGAACGGUGGCGAAGACACGCUCCACGGUGGCUGGGUGGGUUAUGACCAGCGUAACUGGACAGUCACCUCGUACACCAACUCCUCCAUCACUUUCAGUUUCGUUGAUCGUGGACUGGAGGGCUUCCCCGGAGACGUUGUCACCCAUGCCACGUUCAGCGUUCAGACUGAAACCACCACCGAGAACCCCAGGGGUCUCCCUCAGUUGACUACCAAACUCGUGUCCCUGGCCCUGACCGAGACGACGCCCAUCAUGCUUGCCAACCACAUCUACUGGAACUUGAAUGCCUUCAAAGACGAGACAGUCCUGAAUGACACCUGGCUACAGCUCCCGCUGUCCAGACGGUUCAUCGGCUCAAACGGAAUCUUGAUUCCCAACGGCACCAUCCUAGAUGUGAGCGCCUACGACGGCGCUACCGACUUCACCACCGGAAAGCUUGUGGGCGAGGACAUCGAAUCUGCAGAUGGUCUAUGCGGAACCGACUGCACCGGAUACGACACUUGCUUCAUCGUGGACCGUCCCCCUCAGUAUGCUGCUCGCAACUCUAUUGUUCCCAUUGUCCACAUGAACUCCAGCACCACCGGUAUCAGCCUCGACGUCGCCACGAACCAGCAGGCACUCCAGAUCUACUCCUGCAAUGGCCAGAACGGCACCAUCCCCGUCAAGCAAUCCCAGAUCAAGCGCAACCAGGAGGAGGGAAUCGACGGAGCUGAGUACGUCAACAAGUAUGGCUGCAUUGUCAUUGAGACGGAGGGUUGGAUCGACGCCAUCAACCAGCCCCAGUGGGGUCAGCUCUCCGAUCAGAUCUAUUCCCCCGAGACCGGCCCUGCCGUCAACUGGGCUACCUACCAGUUCGGUACUAUCUAGUCCACGAGUUGCAUGCAGCUUGAAUUCUCGCCCUGGUUGGCCAUCUAGCUGGUUCUUGGGCUCAUGCUUUCCAUGAAGUUGAUUUUGGUUUUCUCGCCUCUUAAAAUCCCUCCUUGUAAAUUCCGCGGCCGUGUACAUACAUACUGUGAUACGUCACGUCAACUUUGACAUGGGACGUGCACAAGCUUCUACGUUGAACGUGAUCGCUAGGAAUCUAAUUUAACAAAGUUUGAAACUCGAAAUUCUCAGUCAUUCUGCUUUAAAGAUUCUAGCGGGUAUCGUAUCUACUGCUAACUGUUUUGACAACCUCAUUAAGGACAAAACCACAGGGUAUUUCAGAAGACGGGACAACAAGAAAACAGGAAUGCCUUCUCCUACAGUCCCAGACAUGAUUU